GACGGCGUUCACCACCACCACCUCGGGGCCUAAGGUCUUAUUCUAAACUGCCAUAUUUUUUAUAUGGAUCAACUCAUAAACAGCUUGGAGGUCGAACUUAAUUCAGAAAGCGUUUCAAUGCAGGUAUACAAACAGGUCACUGGCCCUGUUCAGAUCAGAAAUCGCCCUGUGACAGCAGACAGAAGUAAUAUGACUUCUCCACCACUCCUGGAUGCCAGCUCAAUGGAGAACCCAGCCCUAUUUAAUGAUAUCAAGAUUGAGCCGCCAGAAGAACUCCUGGCUAGUGAUUUCAACAUGCCCCAGGUGGAACCAGUUGAUCUCUCCUUUCACAAGCCGAAGGCUCCUCUUCAGCCUGCUAGCAUGCUACAAGCUCCAAUACGACCUCCCAAGCCACCGUCUGCAGCCCAAGCCAUUGUGGUGUCUACUUCAUCUGACACAGGCACCUCACCAACCAUCCCUACUGUUCUCACUCCAGGCUCUAUCCUAGCCUCCUCUCAGGGGACCGGGGGCCAGCCGAUUUUACAUGUGAUUCACACUAUUCCCUCAGUCAGUUUGCCAAAUAAGAUGGGCGGACUAAAGACAAUCCCACUGGUGGUUCAGUCUUUGCCUAUGGUCUAUACCAGUUUGCCUGCAGAUGGAAGCCCUGCAGCUAUUACUGUCCCACUCAUUGGAGGAGAUGGCAAAAAUGCUGGAUCAGUCAAAGUUGACCCCACCUCCAUGUCUCCACUGGAGUUUCCAAGUGAUAGUGAGGAGAGUGCCAUUGAGAGUGGAUCUUCAGCCUUACAGGGACUGCAUGGAUUUCAGCAAGAACCAGCAACAAUGGCCCAAAUGCAGGGAGAAGACUCUCUUGACUUAAAGAGAAGACGGAUUCACCAGUGUGACUUUGCAGGAUGCAGCAAAGUGUACACCAAAAGCUCUCACCUGAAAGCUCACCGCAGGAUCCAUACAGGAGAGAAGCCUUACAAGUGCACCUGGGAUGGCUGCUCCUGGAAAUUUGCUCGCUCGGAUGAGCUCACUCGCCAUUUCCGUAAGCACACAGGCAUCAAGCCCUUCAGGUGCACAGACUGCAACCGCAGUUUUUCGCGAUCUGACCACUUGUCCCUACACCGCCGCCGCCAUGACACCAUGUGAAUAUCCCGGGCCACAGUGGAUGUGCUGCACUGGUCUCCAGAGUGUGUGCUGAGGUUGAGACUAUGUUUCCCUCUUUGACUACAACUUAUCCCAGUGAUUGGGGUUUGAACAGCCUACUGAGCCAGGUUGAUGAGACUGGAGAAAAAGUUAGCUGGUCUCCCAUGUGGCUCUUCAUAUUCCUCUUUCACCUCUCCACUAUCCAGACUUCAGUUUUCUCAACCUCUUCCUGGGUUGAAUUCUAGUGCGGCGCCCAUGGUUGCCCUCCCUGACCCCUCAUGCUAUAUCAUAGACAUUUUUCCUACAAUAACAAAACAGGAAUCAACUCAAGGCUGUGAACAAACAUCCGCUGCUCCC
Phodopus roborovskii (desert hamster) is the source of this 1485-nucleotide messenger RNA. RefSeq names its product KLF transcription factor 8 (gene Klf8). Gene Ontology annotation, biological process: regulation of transcription by RNA polymerase II. Gene Ontology annotation, molecular function: RNA polymerase II cis-regulatory region sequence-specific DNA binding; DNA-binding transcription factor activity, RNA polymerase II-specific. The transcript is spliced from 6 exons. Bases 64 to 1131 code for a protein of 355 amino acids. The record is from RefSeq and is a predicted model, not a curated record. Lineage: Eukaryota; Metazoa; Chordata; Mammalia; Rodentia; Cricetidae.